Messenger RNA from Camarhynchus parvulus, 2086 nucleotides. RefSeq names its product scleraxis bHLH transcription factor (gene SCX). The record is from RefSeq and is a predicted model, not a curated record. The transcript is spliced from 2 exons. Gene Ontology annotation, molecular function: protein dimerization activity; RNA polymerase II transcription regulatory region sequence-specific DNA binding; DNA-binding transcription factor activity, RNA polymerase II-specific. Lineage: Eukaryota; Metazoa; Chordata; Aves; Passeriformes; Thraupidae. Gene Ontology annotation, biological process: developmental process; regulation of transcription by RNA polymerase II. Bases 245 to 859 code for a protein of 204 amino acids.
UCAAACCGGGAUAAAAACCCCCAAACCCGGGAUAAACCCGCGAUCAAACCCCGCGGCCAGCGGGAUAAAACCCGGACUAGCAGCGCGAUAAAACCCCUAAAAAGCGGCAUAAAAGCGGCACAAAAACCCCAAAACCCGGGAUAGAAGCGGGACAAAAACCCCCAAAGCGGACCGGCGAGAGCCAUGAGCGGCCGGAGCUGAGCAUUCCCGGUUUCCCGGCGGCAUUCCCGCGGCUUCUCCAGCCAUGUCCUUCGCCAUGCUGCGCUCGGCGCCGGGGCGCUUCCUGUACCCCGAGAUCAGCGCGCUGUCCGAGGACGAGGAGAACAGCGAGAGCUCGGGCUCGGAGGAGAAGCCCUUCCACAUGGAGGGCGACGCGUUCGGCAUCAAGGGCGGCAAGCGGCGGCCCGGCAAGAGCCGCGGCAGGCUGGCGCGGGAGCCGCGGCAGCGGCACACGGCGAACGCCCGCGAGCGGGACCGCACCAACUCGGUGAACACGGCGUUCACGGCGCUGCGCACGCUCAUCCCCACCGAGCCGGCCGACAGGAAACUCUCCAAGAUCGAGACGCUGCGCCUCGCCUCCAGCUACAUCUCGCACCUGGGCAACGUGCUGCUGCUCGGCGACGCGGGCGGCGGCGGGCAGCCGUGCCACGGAGCGGCGGCGGCGGCGGCAGCGCCCGCAACGGCAGCGGCGGCGGCGGCGGCGGCGGCGGCGGCGGCGUUCUGCUCCGCCGGGGCCGCGUCCCCGCCCGGCCGGGAGAGCGAGAGCGCCCAGCCCCGGCAGAUCUGCACCUUCUGCCUCAGCAACCAGCGCAAAAUGAGCAAAGACCGGGACAGGAAGACGGGACAGCUCCGGAGCUAGGCCGGGAAUUCCAGCCGGGAAUUCCAGCCGGGAAUCCCAGCCGGGAAUCCCAGCCCGAGCAGGGAAAGCCACGCUGGAAGAUUCCAGAAUCCAGGGACGUUUUCCUGCUGGAUCCCACGGGAAGAGCGGCACCGACAUUCCAGAGGAUCCCACGGGACACAGAGGAUGUGCCGGAAUUCCGGGAGAUCCGGGGAAUGUGGAGCCGCUCCGGGAAUCCUCGGGAAUUCCUGCCCUGGGAUCCUGGGUCACGGAACACUUGGAUCUUUGGGAGCCGCUCCGGGAAUCCUCGGGAAUUCCUGCCCUGGGAUUCUGGAUCAUGGAACAUUUGGAUCUCCGGGGUUUGCUCCGGGAAUCCUCAGGAAUUCCUGUCCCAAGAUUCCAGAUAACAGAACUCCAGGAGUUCCUGGAAAUUCCCCGCCCCAGGAUUCUGGAUCAUGGAACACUUGGAUAACUCGGAUGCUUGGGAAUUCCCGCCCCGGGAUCCUGAUCACAGAGCGCUUGGAUCUCUGGGAUCCGCUCUGGGAAUUCCUGCUCCGGGAUUCUGGAUCACAGAACACUUGGAUCACUCGGAUCUGCUCCGGGAAUCCUUGGGAAUUCCUGCCCUGGGAUUCAGGAUCACGGAACACCGGGAUCACUCAGAUCUGCUCCGGGAAUCCUCGGGAAUUCCUGCCCUGGGAUUCAGGAUCACGGAACACUUGGAUCACUCGGAUCCUUGGGAAUUCCUGUCCUGGGAUCCUGAUCACGGAGCGCUUGGAUCUCCUGGAUCCACUUGGGAAUCCCUGGGAGUCCCUGUCCCUCAUGGAACAUUGGGGUCUCUCAGAUCCAUUCCAAGAAUCCUUGGGAAUCCCUGGGAAUCCCUGGCCCGGGAUUCCUCCUCAUGGAACACUUGGAUCUCCUGGAUCCACUCCAGGAAUUCCUGGGAUCUCGCGGACACUCGUGGAGCUUUUGGCUCUCCCAGAGCCACUUCCCGGAUCCACUUCCUGCUUGGAGCCGCUUGAUCUUGGAACUGAUCCUGGGGGGACCAAUCCCUGAACUGAUCCCAGAACUGAUCCUGGAAUUAAUCCUGGAACUGAUCCUGGAAUUAUUAAUCCCAGAACCGAUCCCUGAACUGAUCCCUGAACGGAUCCCAGCACCGAUCCCUGAGCGCGGGAUGCAGGGGCUGCGUUUUUUGGGAAUUAUCAAUCACAUGCUGGAAUUUCAUGUUGUUGAUGUGGGAAUUAAUUAAAU